This is a messenger RNA of Penicillium samsonianum, 1269 nucleotides long. RefSeq lists its product as uncharacterized. The record is from RefSeq and is a predicted model, not a curated record. The coding region runs from base 1 to 1269 and encodes 422 amino acids. The transcript is spliced from 2 exons. Lineage: Eukaryota; Fungi; Ascomycota; Eurotiomycetes; Eurotiales; Aspergillaceae.
AUGUGUGGCAAGGAAGUUGAGCAGGUUGUGCUUCCAGAUAAAAUAUAUGUCUCCGCUCACUCCUACAUAACUUUCAUGCUACAUAAUGUGGAAUGCCGCGCCUGGGUUGAGCAUGAUGGUAGUAGGAUACUACGUCUCUUUAUCCAGUCACCAUCACCUCUAUCCGAGCUAUGGUCAAGCAAUGGACGAACCGCUCAUCGAAUUACAAGCAUCUUUCGCUUCAUCUCGAGGAUCACUAGGGUGAAACUCUGCCCUACGUUCUUCGAGUCGACCCUAGUCGUGACCCUAGUUCUUAUAGGGUGGUAUGAUGAGAAACUUGGGCGAAUACCCCCAAUCGGUCCCCAGGAUCUUGAUCCUCUGCUUAGGAUUUGGCUUGCAGAAAAAGGGUUCCAGAGCGAAAUGGAUCUUCUACGCCUAACAGAAGCAGCUGGAGGCUCUCUCCGACGUGGGAUUCAUAUCAUGUGUUCAAACCACCCUAAUAGGGCGGCACGGAGACUCGGAACUCCUAGUCGGGGGGUUCGACGAUCUCAAACAAGGAAAGAAUACGACCACUGCCCCCCUGAGAUUUUUGGUCGGGUUCUCGCUCUUUUUGAAGAAAAGGCCCCCCAUUUAUUCCUUGUCAGCCGGAUUAGCUCAUAUCCUAGGAAGCAAGACCUUGAACCCAUAGGUGAAGCAAUGGAUGAAGCAAUGGAUGAAGCAAUGGAGGACUCAUUGAUUGGUAAAGCUAUGGGCCUGAGAAUUUCUCCUCCUGAAGCUCAGGAGACUCCUAUAUCAAUACCGAAUCUCAGCCAGCUGGGGGAGCCAGCUGGUGGUUUUUGGGUUAAAGCCGAGCUUUCUUGUGUUGGUGAGAGACAUCCCCAUGUAUGGGCCACAAAUGCAACCCUCGAAGACCCCGGUUCUCGUUUGGCGAUUCGUAUCCGCAUAAGAGACUCGGACGGCCGUGAGAUAGCUACCGAGUACCCCUCUUCUGAUACCUGGCAGGCUUGUUACAAAGCUAAUCGAAUUGUUGAUGAGCUAAAUGGGGACAGCUGCCUAGAAAUUUCCAAAAGGCCCCGGAGACACAUAUUUGUUGAUGCCCGCCAUAAAGGGUUGCUCAGAAGACACCCCGAGCUUGAAAUAUUUGUGGGAGGGGCAUUUACUGGUAAUAAUGGAGAGUUCAUUAGCACCAAACGACCUAAGCGACCUAGGGAGGGCAAGGAAACCCCUAAAGAGAGCGACAAGGAAGGUCACAAGAAGUUCAAGCAGGAAGAGACUGAGAGUGAUGCUUGA